This is a messenger RNA of Gilbertella persicaria, 1266 nucleotides long. Its product is annotated as nucleotide-diphospho-sugar transferase. The coding region runs from base 229 to 1116 and encodes 295 amino acids. NCBI's taxonomy places the organism in Eukaryota, Fungi, Mucoromycota, Mucoromycetes, Mucorales, Choanephoraceae. Gene Ontology annotation, molecular function: glycosyltransferase activity. Gene Ontology annotation, cellular component: membrane. The transcript is spliced from 4 exons. The record is from RefSeq and is a predicted model, not a curated record.
AAAAGAUAGACUGCAACACUUAGGUGCUAAAAUUAUCAAUGUUGAUCAGAUCAAAUAUCCUUGGGAUUCCACUUCUGCUAGGAGAAAAGGCUUUAACAAAGCGUGUCGAUAUUCAAAACUAAAUUUGUGGAAUCUUACACAGUACAAAAAGGUAAAACACACGUAAAAGUAUCUGUUGUAUGAUAACGCCAAUAUGCAACAUAGGUUGUAUUUUUAGAUGCUGACACAAUGGUGACUCAGCCAAUUAAUGAACUGUUUGAUUACCCUGAAUUUUCUGCUGCUGUUGAUAUUGGUGGCGUUCUUAACACGGGCGUUUUUGUUGCCGAACCCAACAAAGGGACUUACAAAGAUAUCAUGAAUACGUAUAGUGAUGCACCAAGUUAUAACAAAGGUGAUCAAGGCUUCUUAAAUUACUAUUUUAAUCAGACAGCCCAUUAUUUGCCUGGAAACUACAAUCUGAUGGUCAAAUUCACACAUUUCUCAACGCUGGCAGCAGGCUUUGUUUCUAAAAAUGAUGUCAAAGUCUUGCAUUUUACUAGCGAGACUAAACCUUGGAACUUUCAUUUCUUACACCAGCGAGAAUGGCGAGAGAAUUACGACGGACACUUGUUUGGCUUAUGGACAAAGGCAUUGAGACGCAUGCGUCUAGAAUUAGCAGAGGCUGAUUUAUGGGACCUUCCCGAGUGGCAUAAUCAAAAAAGAACAGCGUUUAUAUGUGACAAGCAACUCAAAAGCAAUUACGGACGCCGCUAUCCAAAAACAAACCAGUUCACUGUGAUUCUUGAUCUAUCGCCAUCUACCAGUGUUUCCUCUUUAAAGCGUCUGUUGCAAACCUAUGCUUCUUUUUCCCGAGUCCAUCAGAUCUUUAUUCAUGGAAACACCUCUAUCCAGAAUGAAGACGGUAAUCGAUUAACUCUUACUAGCUUUCUCCGUAAACUACGUCUUGGCAAGCAUGUAAAAGUAGUUCAACAUGGUCACUUCAAGUCUGUCAACAAUAAAUUUAAUCCUAUCCAAGGUAUCACCACAGACGCCGUCUUUUUAGCCAAUGAAAAUGUAAGUGAUAUCAUUCGUUCUACCAAGACUAACUUUGUAUGUAUAGACCUCGACCUCACUUGAAGAGUUAGAGUUUGGCUUUCAAGUCUGGCAAAAGAAUAUGGAUUCACUUGUUGGAUACCAACCUUAUUCUCAUAAGACUAUUGGAAAAAAGAAUUAUCAGUUCUUUAGUUCUUCAUAUGCUGGUAGCUAUAGUAUGGUGUCAAGCAAUGC